This is a messenger RNA of Heterostelium album PN500, 1878 nucleotides long. RefSeq lists its product as uncharacterized. Gene Ontology annotation, cellular component: cytoplasm. Gene Ontology annotation, molecular function: protein serine/threonine kinase activity; ATP binding. Bases 1 to 1878 code for a protein of 625 amino acids. Lineage: Eukaryota; Evosea; Eumycetozoa; Acytosteliales; Acytosteliaceae. The transcript is spliced from 7 exons. The record is from RefSeq and is a predicted model, not a curated record. Gene Ontology annotation, biological process: protein phosphorylation.
AUGAAUACAAAUAAUAUUGAGGAAUCAGAUAAAUUACUAGAGAAUACCUUGACAUUUACUGAUUUUUAUCCAUUUGAUAAUUUAAUAAUAUUACUUAAAAAUCUUUUGAAAGAAAAUGAUAAUGAACACAGAAAUAUCAUAUUAAUGCGAAAUAUUGAUAUUAUGAAUAAUAGAAUUGUAAUACCAGAUAAAGUCGAUACUCAAUAUCAAUUAAUAAUAAUAUCACAAUCAUAUUUAUCAUUAUACACAAAGUUAUUAAACAAAUCACAAUCAUACACAAUCAAUAUUAAAGAAUGUAAAUUCAAACAGGACUAUUUCCAACUAUCACAAAUUAGCAAACGAUAUCGUUCAAUAUCAAGAUUUACAAACAGUAAUGCCAUCAAUGAUGUGUAUUUAGUGUGUGGUAUUGAUAAAAGAUUGGUAAGAUCAUUUUUCAAUAUAAACUAUAAAGAUAAUCAAAAAUCUUAUGAAAGAGCUGAGAAUGAAAUCAAAUCAAUGAAAUUGCUCAAAGGUAAUAAAAGAUUUGUUCAACUUGUUGACUAUCAUCAUGAUAAAGACAAUCAAAUCUUUCAUAUCAUUACUGAAUAUUGUGAUGGUGGUGAUCUUUCUCAAAAGUAUGAACAUUUAACUGAUCUAAAUCUAAUCUUUAAAGAAUCAGAUAUUAUUAAAUAUAUUUCACAACUUUUCAAUAUUCUUUUGGAACUUGAUAAACAUGGAAUUGUUCAUUGUGAUAUCAAACCAUCAAACAUAUUCAUUGGUUAUGAUGGUACUUUGAAGCUUGGUGAUUUUGGAUGUUGUAAAUUCAUUGAUCAAUCAACAAUCAUUGAACAUCAAGAUUCAAAAGUAUUUUUUGAGCCACCUGUUGUAAUAACAAGUGUUCCGAAUUCGAAAGAAAUAUCAGAUCCAUCUAUUUUUGAUAUGAAUUCAAACACACUUAUAAAUGCAACUCGUGGGACUAAAGGUUAUAUUUCACCAGAAGCAAUGAACAGACAAUAUGCACAAUCGUGUGACAUCUUUUCAAUUGGAUCAACAAUUCUCAAAUUAUUAUGUUGUCAUCCAGAUGAUCGAAAAAAUCAUCAACUAUUCCAAACUAAUGGUGAAAUUAAGAUUUCAGAAUGCAGAUAUUCAAAAAAAUUGAUUGAUUUGGUUCAUCAAUUGUUGGAUCAGAGUCCAAAGAAUAGAGAAUCAUUGAAUCAAUUAUUAAACCAAUAUAUUGAAACCAUCACCAAUCAACAUUUAAUAACAUUCAAUUUAAAUACUACAUUCAAAAACACCUCAGUCAUUAUAAAUGAAAUUGAAUUUGGUGAUGAAUUUAAUCAACCUUUGGAAUCUAAUUCACUCCCUCCAAAUCUGACAUCAUUAUCAUUUGGAUAUUCAUUCAAUCAAAUAUUAUCAGUUGGUGUGUUACCUGAAUCACUGCAAUCGUUGGAGUUUGGAAUUGAAUUCAAUCAAAUAUUAUCAGUUGGUGUUUUACCUAAAUCACUUAAAUCAUUGGUAUUUGGUGAUAAAUUCAAUCAAAUAUUAUCAGUUGGUGUGUUACCUAAAUCGUUGGAAUCAUUGAGGUUUGGCCGUGAAUUCAAUCAAAUAUUAUCAGUUGGUGUGUUACCUCAAUCACUGAAAUCAUUGGUGUUUGGUGUUAAAUUCAAUCAAAUAUUAUCAGUUGAAAAUACUUUAUUGUUUGUUUUAUAUCAAAGAUUAUCAACAACAGAGAAUGAAAUCAAAGAACACUUUGAAAAAUUACAUCAAUAUCUAAUCAGAGAAGAACUUAAACUACAAAGAGAUAUUAUCAAUGAUAAACAUACAAUCACAAAUCAAAUCGAUAAUAAUAUUAUGAAUUUGAAAUAUUUACAAAAUAAAAUGUUUAGAAAACAAUAUUAA